AUGACUUCUUGUGAGCACCCAGCUCGCGCCAGAGCUUCAAGCGACCCCUACUUUAAUCUAGGGACAUUCGGUCGCAAAGUCACUACCAAUUCUCAAGAAGCCCAAAUAUGGUUUGAUCGGGCUAUGAUAUGGACGUACUGCUUCAAUCAUGAUGAAGCAAUAAUUUGCUAUCAGCAGGCGAUCGCACAUGAUGAAACUUGCGCGAUGGCUUACUGGGGGGUUUCAUUCUGCUCUGGCUCGAAUUACAACAAGACAUGGGCACUAUUCGACGAAAAGGACCGGGUCAAUGCGAUCAAAAGAUGUUAUAUCUUUUCUCAAGAAGCUCUCAAGCGGGCCGCCAACGCAUCGGAAUGGGAGCAGGCCAUCAUUAAGGCUCAUGCGAAACGGUAUCCCAACGAUGACCCAAGUAGGGAUCUUGCCGUGUGCAGCAAGGCAUACGCAGAUUCGAUGAGAGAUGUCUACGUACGCCUCGGUCUUGAAGACUUCGACAUUAUCACCCUAUUCGCGGACGCGUUGAUGAAUUGUGCUCCUCGCAAGCUGUACGACGCCUCAACAGGACUCCCGAUCGCAUCUUCACCAGUAUUUGAAGUGAAGGACUUGCUUGACCGAGCUUUGAAGAUGCCAAACGUCGAGAAGCAUCCAGGUCCCGCACAUAUGUAUAUUCAUUUGAUGGAGAUGUCGGCAACUCCCGAGGCUGCUCUUCCAGCGGCUGAGAUGAUUCGCGAAAUAUUUCCCGACACUGGCCAUACCUUUCAUAUGCCCGCACAUAUCGAUGUUCUCGUGGGCGAUUACCGGCGCGCCGUGGAGUAUAAUCUGAAGGCGACUAUUGCAGAUGACAAAUUUUUUCAACAAAAUGGCGGCCUCACUUUCUACAGCUACUAUCGUCUACACGACUACCACUCCCUUAUCUACGCCGCGAUGCUUGGUGGGAUGUCAAAAGCGGCGUUGUCGGCCACCGAUCGAAUGGAAGCGACUAUCACAGAAGAAAUACUACGGGUGGAAACGCCCGCUCUUGCGAGCUGGAUGGAAUUCUUCAAGGCCGUCAGAGUUCAUGUGCUCAUUCGUUUCGGUAUGUGGGAAGAACUCAAGAAGCUCGACCCACUGGAGGAUAAAGAGCUCUAUUGUGUCACCAACGUUAUGAGGCACUAUGGAAAAGCCAUCGCAUAUGCGGCCACUUCUCAGCUCGAAGAGGCAGGCAAAGAGCAUGAACUAUUUACAGCGGCCGCCCGCCUUGUUCCACCUACACGCCUCGAUUUUCCAAACAAAAUAGUCGACAUUCUCAGAGUGGCCUCGGCUAUGCUGGAAGGUGAAAUAGAAUACAGACGGGGUAAUUACGACGUCGCUUUUGGCAGAUUGAAGGACGCAAUAACUUUGGAGGACGAGUUGCCCUUUGCCGAGCCUUGGGGAUGGAUGCUUCCAGCAAGACAUGCCUAUGCGGCCUUGUCCCUGGAGCAGGGUAGGGUUGAGCAGGCCGCCCAGGCUUAUGCGGAAGAUUUGGGUCUCUCUCAGACACCCAAACGUGCCCACCACCAUCCGAAAAAUGUCUGGGCUCUCCAUGGCUAUCACGAAUGCCUUGAAAUCCUCGGUCGCCAUGCAGAGGCAACAAUUAUCAAGCAACAGCUUUCGCUUGCUCUUGCGGAAGCAGAUGUUCAAAUAACAUCCUCAUGCUUUUGUAGGCUUGGGAAGAAUGCUUCGUGCCAAAAGCCUAAAGCAAAUGGCUGUCAUGGCGUGAAAUCAGGAUGUCAUAGCUAG
Molecule: messenger RNA, 1752 nt
Organism: Penicillium subrubescens
Lineage: Eukaryota; Fungi; Ascomycota; Eurotiomycetes; Eurotiales; Aspergillaceae
Product: TPR domain protein
Exons: 1
Coding region: 1-1752 (583 amino acids)
Cellular component (GO): intracellular anatomical structure
Molecular function (GO): protein binding
Source: RefSeq, a predicted model, not a curated record